AUGCAUUUAGGUCAUGGAGAUACAUUAGAACAAAGAAAAGGCGAAUUCAAAGAGACGCUGAAAUCAGCCGGUGACAAAGCGAUCAUAAUUGAUUUCUUCACAACCUGGUGUGGACCUUGUAAGGCCAUUGCUCCGAAAUUCGAGGCCAUGGCGAAGUCCCAUCCAAAAGCCAUUUGCAUCAAAGUCGAUAUAGACGAGAAUCAGGAAGUCGGAGAAGAGUACAACAUUCAAUCCAUCCCGACAUUUGUAGUUAUUCAAAAUGGAAAAGAAGUCGAAAGGCUGAACGGUGCGAAUGAAGCUGCCCUAUCGGGGUUGUUCGAGAAAUAUGGAAAAUGA
Molecule: messenger RNA, 336 nt
Organism: Helobdella robusta
Lineage: Eukaryota; Metazoa; Annelida; Clitellata; Rhynchobdellida; Glossiphoniidae
Exons: 7
Coding region: 1-336 (111 amino acids)
Molecular function (GO): protein-disulfide reductase activity
Source: RefSeq, a predicted model, not a curated record